UGUUGAGAAGUCGUUAAGCCUGUUAGAGAAUACCAUGGAGUGGAGAAGGAACAACAAUAUCGACGCAGAGAUUGAAGGUAGGUUGAAUGUUCCUGAAGAGUUCGUCUUCACGCACAGACACGACAGAGAAGGCAACCCCGUGUGUUACGAUUUUCUCUACAAUGGAUUCGAGAGGGGAAUUGCGGAGCAUCAUGUGGCUAGUUUCGUGAAGACUAGGAUUCUUUUCAUGGAGAAGUGCAUAAGGAAACACUAUUUGACCUCCGGUAGAAUUCCAAGCUUUCUUCAUGUUCUUGAUAUUAGUAGUAAUCCUUCAGGAUUGUCGAAGAGAGAGCUUGACCUCGUGACCGAACUAGCCAAACCAGCCUUGAUCUUGGCUCAGGAGUACUACCUUGGAUUUUCCUUCAAACAGAUAUUUAAUAUGGAUGAGUCUCCUUGGUGGGUCCGUGCGUGUAACAACAUGAGAUCACCAAGAGCAGCUAAGGAGGUUGAGGUGGCCUAUCCAGCAACAUCUCUUUGCACCUUAUUCAGGUAA
Messenger RNA from Camelina sativa (false flax), 532 nucleotides. Lineage: Eukaryota; Viridiplantae; Streptophyta; Magnoliopsida; Brassicales; Brassicaceae. The record is from RefSeq and is a predicted model, not a curated record.